Gastrolobium bilobum is the source of this 519-nucleotide messenger RNA. RefSeq names its product early nodule-specific protein 2-like. The record is from RefSeq and is a predicted model, not a curated record. The transcript has a single exon. Bases 1 to 519 code for a protein of 172 amino acids. Lineage: Eukaryota; Viridiplantae; Streptophyta; Magnoliopsida; Fabales; Fabaceae.
AUGGCCAAAGCUCUAGCAUUAUUCAUGCUCUUAGUGAGCACUGUCACAGUGUUUGCACAAGAGUUUGAAAUUAUUGAACACAGUCGUCUUCAUCCCCCGAUAGCAACUCCACCUCACUACCAUCACCCCAAGCCUCCCUCUACUACUCCAUCCCCUCGACCCCCACAUCACCACCACCACCACCAUCACCCUUCGGCUCCUGUUCCAGCUGCUUUUGAGCCCCAAGCUCACGUUAGAAGCCACCUACAGAUUCACACCCUACCUCACCACCACCUUUGCAACCACCACCACCAUUACUGCCUUCCAACUCCGACUCCGACUCCUGCUCCUACUCCUGUUGAACCCCCGGUUGACACUCCGACUCCUGUUCCUGCUCCUACUCCUGUUGAACCCCCGGUUGACACUCCAAACCACUUAUCUACUCACCCCCCACGUCAUCAUGGUGGCCACCACCAUCACCCUCCUACCCAUGCCCCAGUUCACCCUCCUGCUCACUCGCCAAAACACUCAUUUUCCUAA